UGAGCCGAUGAGGAAUCCCGAUCGUGAGAAUGGGACUCGGGUUGAGGCUUCCCUCCUCGCUUGCUUUCCUCCCCACCUAGGGUUGGUCCGACGCUGGCUAUCCGGACAUCGUGAAGGAGAACGCGUCGUUUGAACACUACUAUGGGCAGCUGGGCAUCGUGCCUCAGGAGGAAUGGGAGAGCUUCCUGGCCACGCUGCGGGAGCCUCUGCCAGCCACCCUGCGGAUCACAGGCUAUAAGAGCCAUGCCAACGAAAUUCUCCGUUGUUUAAAAGAGAAGUAUUUCAAGGAAUUAGAGAAUUUGGUGGUAGAUGGUCAGAAGAUUGAAAUGCCACAGCCAUUAAGCUGGUAUCCUGAGGAAUUGGCAUGGCAUACAAACCUAAAUCGGAAAAUCUUGAGGAAAUCUCCACAGUUAGAAAAAUUUCAUCAUUUUCUUGUUAGUGAAACUGAAUGUGGAAAUAUUAGUCGUCAGGAAGCUGUCAGUAUGAUCCCUCCAUUGCUUCUUAAUAUUCAGCCUCAUCAUAAGAUUCUAGAUAUGUGUGCUGCACCUGGGUCCAAGACUGCCCAACUUAUUGAGAUGCUUCAUGCAGACAUGAGUAUUCCUUUUCCAGAGGGAUUUGUAAUUGCAAAUGAUGUAGAUAACAAACGUUGUUAUCUGCUAGUUCAUCAGGCAAAGCGGUUGAACAGUCCUUGUAUUAUGGUUAUAAAUCAUGAUGCCUCAAGUAUCCCUAAUAUACAGCUCAAUAAAAAUGGUAAAAAAGAGAUCCUCUUCUAUGACAGAAUAUUAUGUGAUGUUCCUUGCAGUGGAGAUGGAACCUUGAGAAAAAAUAUUGAUAUAUGGAAAAAGUGGAGUACACAUAAUAGCUUGCAACUACACGGACUGCAGCUAAGGAUUGCAACUCGUGGAGCCGAACAGCUAGCAGAAGGAGGUAGAAUGGUGUACUCUACCUGUUCAUUGAAUCCUAUUGAAAAUGAAGCUGUCAUUAGUUCUCUGCUGGAAAAAAGUGAAGGUGCCUUAGAACUUGCUGAUGUCUCUUCUGAGUUGCCAGGUUUGAAAAGGUUGCCAGGCAUUACAAAAUGGAAGGUAAUGACCAAAGAUGGUAAUUGGUUUGAAGACUGGAAAGAAGUACCUCCUAGCAGGCAUACACAGAUUCGACCCACAAUGUUCCCUUUAAAAGAUGAACAAAAACUUAAAGCAUUACAUUUGGAGCGCUGUUUUAGAAUUUUACCACAUCACCAGAAUACUGGAGGUUUCUUCAUUGCUGUAUUAAUUAAAAAAUCACCUAUGCCAUGGAACAAGCGUCAGCCCAAGGUUCAGAAUAAGUUGCCUCAGAAGACUGGAGAUUUAAUGCCUGUAGAUGCAGAACAGCAUCCUUUAGAAAGUGAAGGUCCUAUAAUGCAAGAUGCAAAAGAUGGAGAGACAUCGGUAACCGAGAGUGUGGAGAACAAAAAGGAUGGAGUUUGUGGACCUCCACCAUCUAAAAAAAUGAAGCUUUUUGGAUACAAAGAAGAUCCAUUUGUUUUUCUUCCCGAAGAUGAUCCUCUGUUUCCUCCUAUUCAGAACUUUUAUGCACUGGAUCCUUCAUUCCCUAAAAUGAAUUUGUUAACUCGUACUCAAGAAGGAAAGAAAAGACAGGUGUAUAUGGUUUCCAAGGAGAUACGAGAUGUACUGUUAAACAACAGUGAAAAGCUAAAGGUUAUUAACACAGGAAUUAAAGUGUGGUGCCGCAAUAAUGAUGGAGAUGGUUGUGCCUUCAGAUUAGCACAAGAGGGCAUAUAUACAUUGCACCCUUUCAUCAGUGCCAGAACUAUUAAGGCUGGCAUAGAAGAUAUUAAAAUUUUGUUAACUGAAGAAAAUCCAUUCUUAAGUAGGUUCAGUAAUGAAUCACGCAGUCAACUGAAUGGAAUGGCUAUGGGGAGCAUUGUCUUGAAAUAUGAACCAGACCAAAGCAAACAAGAUACCCAUCAGUGCUCUGUUUUGCUGUGUGGUUGGCUUGGCAAGACAUCCCUUCGUGCCUUCGUGCCCAAGAAUGAGCGAUUGCAUUACCUGAGAAUGAUGGGACUUGAGGUAUUCAAAGCAAAAAGGAAAGAAGAAAAUUUAGAAGGUCAGUUGGAAGCAGCAUCUUUAGAUACUUCAGGGCAAGUGCUAGAAGAAAUUGAAUUUGAAUGUAAAACGAAAAACAUCAAUCAAUUACCAACAAUAAGAGAAGAUGAAUUGAAUGGACAGCAUGAAAAAAUAUUGGAAGCUGGCACAGUAGAAAACCUUUCUUCUACUGACAAAGAUGAAAAUACCAAAAAUAUGCAAAGCAAAAGUAAUGUUGACAUUAUGGAAAAAAAAGACUAAAAGUCCGUCAGUUUGCAUUGACUAAUGUGCAUUUUUUAUAAUUAUGUACUGCAAAGCAUCUAAAAAUAAUUUUAAUAAAGAAAAUAUUUCAGUUGAGAAA
Messenger RNA from Pseudonaja textilis, 2442 nucleotides. Lineage: Eukaryota; Metazoa; Chordata; Lepidosauria; Squamata; Elapidae. The record is from RefSeq and is a predicted model, not a curated record.